GAACGAUACACCAAACCUGACUGGGUCAUUAAUUUCUGCAGAUCCUUUCGGGAGAGGUUGGUCUAUAGCUUCUUCAAACACUAAACGGAAAGAUCACAUACAUCUGUUCCGGCCACUGCAGGAGCGCGAGAUCCGAAGCCACGAGGGGUAUAAAACAGGAAAGACACUCAAGUGCUAGGGAAAAGGCACAAUCAAUCAUUUUCUCUCCUACAACCCGGACAAAGCAGCACAACACGUAAAAGAACUGUCAACGAGACUACUUUAUCUCUCCACAACACUCCCUGACACUGUCGAAAAGCAUGUCUCAUGGCGAUAGUAAUCAUCACGUCAGACGCCAACGGAGGGCCGCAGGACAACAACGUCGAGUUCACAACGGCCACUAUUCGUCUACCCACGCUGGGACGAGCGAUGCAAACGAGGCUCGUAGGCGUCAUCAUGCUCCUCAGACAAGCCAACUGGGUAUCGCAGGAGAUCGCCAGUCAGCAAAUGCAACGGCCAUGGCUGUAGAUCCCGCAUGUCUACCUCAGACCUUCUCCAGCCUGCAUAUCUCAACCAGCAGCAUGCAAGGACAACAAGCCAGCUACCCAGGAAUCACGACACAGUAUCAGUAUACCGCAGCGAAUCAGAACUUCGAACAACCUUCUGUGGUUGCUGCUCAUGCGUAUAAUCGAGUUUCUACAGAUGCUGAAGAAUAUGCUGCGAAUGGAGACUCGCUUGCAUCAGUCAACUACAACUGGCAGGAAACCGAAUACCCUAGAUAUGAUGAGCAAAACCAAGGAUACGGGGAUCAAGUACACCACCCUAUCAGUGUGUGGGCCAACACUCCGAGAGAGAACGAAGCGUGGACACCGGAGGGAGUCUGGCAAGUACCGCAAGUCAUGGUGCAGGCAGCUACUCGAAGACAGGUCAAUGACGGCGGUGACGCGUGGAGCGACACUAGUACGAAUGGUGACAUCACACCGAAUGGACACUGUAUAUGAAAAUAAUACGGAC
This is a messenger RNA of Pseudomassariella vexata, 993 nucleotides long. RefSeq lists its product as uncharacterized. The transcript has 2 exons. NCBI's taxonomy places the organism in Eukaryota, Fungi, Ascomycota, Sordariomycetes, Amphisphaeriales, Pseudomassariaceae. The record is from RefSeq and is a predicted model, not a curated record. The coding region runs from base 300 to 980 and encodes 226 amino acids.